Plutella xylostella (diamondback moth) is the source of this 1288-nucleotide messenger RNA. It is a transcript of the gene Pex10, whose product is annotated as peroxisomal biogenesis factor 10. Gene Ontology annotation, cellular component: peroxisomal membrane. Gene Ontology annotation, molecular function: zinc ion binding. NCBI's taxonomy places the organism in Eukaryota, Metazoa, Arthropoda, Insecta, Lepidoptera, Plutellidae. The record is from RefSeq and is a predicted model, not a curated record. Gene Ontology annotation, biological process: protein import into peroxisome matrix.
AUGUUGUGAUUGUUUAAAUUGUUUUCCACAAGCAAUAAUUAUUGUUUAUUGAGAAGAGCAAACGUGUUUCAAACAUGGCGCUACCAGCAGCGCAGCCUGCCGAGGUGCUCAGAGCCUGGCAGAAGGACGACAUGUACGAGAAGCAACUCGCAGGCUCCUUAUCCCGGCUCCUACCUCCCAGGCACGCUCCAAAGGCCGUACCCUUAUCUUUUCUACUAUUCAAGUCUUUCACCACCCUCAAAGACCUACAGACGCUUGGCGAAGAGUACUCCGGCAUCGUCCAAGUGGACGAAUCAUACCACAAACUGCCAACAUUCAGCAACAGAUUACUGAGCAUCCUGCUAUCGGCAUUUGGCGAAAACAUAACCAGAAGAGCUCUAAGGCACAUGGAAAUACAGACACAGCGGAACGCGAGUCUGACUCCUGAAGCUCAGAACACUUUUUUAGUAAUUCUUAAAGCUAUGAAUAGCAUUGUGCCACAAAUCGAGAGUAUACAUCGGGCACUUUGUUACAUUAGUGGUGGGCCAAUACAGAUAGGAAAAGCUGCCUGUGGUAUUGAUUAUGUUCAAGUGAGGCCUGCUGCAGCAGCUUACUAUGCGCAUUUGAAGUUACUAGGCAUUGUGACAUUGCUACAUGCAUUUAUCUCAUGCGGGCAAAGUCUACAUCAUGCUAAAAAGCACAUGGAUCAGAUGAGAGAGCUACCAAAUGAAGUAGACAGCAGCAAAUCCUGUGUGGCGUGCUUGGAAGAGAUAGUGCAGCCGUGUGUACUGCCAUGCGGACACAUAUUCUGCAUGAAUUGUUGUUACGGAUCCUUAGACAGUUGUGCAUUGUGCCGGACUACUUUUACAAAGAAUAUGGUCAUUCCUUUGAUGAACUAUUCUCCUGGUGGAGACGGAUAAUUAGAAAUCUGAAGAAUCGGUUUUAAGGUUAAUUUAUUUACAGGCUGUGGGUUUUGCAAUAAAAAUAUCAAAUUGUUAACAAAGUCUUUGUUUAUUAUAUCUUUCAAGAUGCAACACAUGGAAAUUUAACUAUGAGAAGCAGAAAUACGUUCACAGCUUGAACAUUAUUUACCUACUGAAAUUGGACACAAAUCUAUUGAGUCUAAUCUAAUGUGUUAACCCUGGGUACUAAAAGGUUAAAGAGAAAUAUUGAAAGAAACAUUCAAAUAAUAUCUUUAGGCAAAUAUUUAAAUUCAUCACAAUAAAUUAGGACACAAUAAUCUUUUGUUAAGUAACAAACCUUUGUAGACUACCUCAUCAUUAUACUAUCUACUUUUAUAAAUACUUAA